Puccinia triticina is the source of this 525-nucleotide messenger RNA. RefSeq lists its product as uncharacterized. The transcript has 3 exons. The record is from RefSeq and is a predicted model, not a curated record. Bases 1 to 525 code for a protein of 174 amino acids. NCBI's taxonomy places the organism in Eukaryota, Fungi, Basidiomycota, Pucciniomycetes, Pucciniales, Pucciniaceae.
AUGGCGCCAUCAGAAACUCGCCGGAUGAUGCUAGUCAAGAACGUGUUCAGUCGGUCGAUCUCCAAUGUCUCGAAGCCGGUGAAUGCUCAGACGCUUGCCGAGGCCUUCCCGUACGCGACCCCUCAGAUGCUAGACACCCUGGCCGAGCAAACAAAAACCCUGUUCUCACACUAUGCUAACGGUCGAUGGACCGAAUUCGCGGACGCGGCCGCCUUCGAAGAGCUCUGUAAUCGAUUCGAUCUCCUCGAGCGCGAGGCCAUCCAGAGAAUCCACGCGGGCGACCAGCCAGUGACGAUUACCCGGGACCCCAAACUCUCGAUCCCGCCUCUCCUGCUCCACACGUUGGCCAAUCUAGAGACGCUUUAUCAGGCGGCCAAUGCGCGUCAGCUGCAGACGAACGAAAACCUGCAGACACAGAUCAGGAAGCAGCUCGACGAGAUUGAGCGGCUCGAAGCGGACAUCAGGGGCCGUCUGGGCCAGAUCCAAUCGACCGCCGACGAGUGGAAGAAGCCCCAGCGACCCUGA